Molecule: messenger RNA, 1579 nt
Organism: Myotis myotis
Lineage: Eukaryota; Metazoa; Chordata; Mammalia; Chiroptera; Vespertilionidae
Product: zinc finger protein 792-like
Exons: 3
Coding region: 48-395 (115 amino acids)
Biological process (GO): regulation of DNA-templated transcription
Source: RefSeq, a predicted model, not a curated record
AGUCCCGUGGAGAAGGCCGGAGAGUGGUGUUCCCCGCCUCACAGCCAAUGGUGGGAGCCUCCAGUGGUGCUCACAGCUCACACGUGGGAUUGAAGCUCGGAGUCGCCACCCGGACCCACGCCAGGGCCGGGACAGGGACCGCCAUUCCUGCAGCGGCUUCUACUCCCGCCCCGCUCAGCCCACAGAGGGCAAUGGCGGCGCCCCCGCUGAGGAGACGGGCUGAGGUUUGCGUGACCUUUGAGGACAUUGCCCUGUACUUCUCCAGGGAGGAAUGGAGCCUCCUUGAUGAGGGUCAGAGACAGCUGUACCUGAAUGUGAUGCUGGAGAACUUUGAACUUCUAUCCUCCCUGGGUUUCUUGGCCAUCUUAUCCACACUGCAGCCCAGGCAGAGCUGACACUUUGGAUGGCAUCAGCAGCAGAUGCUCUUAAGUAUGAGUGUCUGUUUUGUGACAUUAACUUUGAACAGUAAUGGAUUCAGUGGAGGCAGGAUAGAGGCAGUUAGAGACUUGAGCAACUUCUACAAGCUACAUUUGACCUGAAGGAGACACAUGCCAAAAGUCAUGAAUGAAGGAACAAUGCCUGCCAUUCAGAAAGAGCUGGUCCUGUAAGAAAGAUAUACAAAACCAGCCACACGGGUACAUGAGAAACAAACUUGCCCUCAAAAUAACGUCCCAUGAAGUCGCUUAAGGGGCCUGAGUAUACUUGGUGUCUGCUUGGGCUAUUUGCCCGUAAAUCCAGUCCUGGAGUCAGCUGAGGAAAUAGGGGAUAAUGGCCUUGGAGCUUAGGUACUACAUUACCCAGAAGGCCCCGCAUGGAAUGCCAUCAGGUUGAACCAAUGGAGGCUCAGAGAAGGCUUUUCCGGUUGGUUACUUCUGUAGGGCGGGACCGGUAGUCCUCUUGAUGAAAUUUUGACUUUUCAGGUUUUUGUCCCAGUCGGUGAGGUUUUCCUAGUCCACAGUUCCGUGGAGAAGGCUGGAGUGUGAUGCUCCUCGCCACACAGCCAAUGGUGGGAGCCUCCAGUGGUGCUCACAGCUCACACUUGACAUUAACGCUCAGAGUCACCACCCGGACCCACGCCAGGGCCGGGACAGGGACCGCCAUUCCUGCAGCGGCUUCUACUCCCGCCCCGCUCAGCCCACAGAGUGCAAUGGCAUUGCCCCCGAUGAGGAGACGGGCUGAGGUGAGUUGAGUCCCCCAGGCCCUCACCGCCUCCUCACACAGACACCACAGCCUGGGGAGGGCGCCUGUCCCGUCCUGCAGCUCAGUCCCGCGUGGAGGACCGUGAGGAAGGCGGAGGGGAGAGAGGAGUGUUGUGUCUUCUGAGGACACAGCAGGUGCAGGGCAGAGAGGACAGGGGUGACUUCCAUCUGGAGGUCCCUGAGGAUGUGGGCUGUGAGUAUUGACGGAAAGAUCAGAGGCUGCAGGGAGGACGUCACAGACUCAUUCGGGGCUUUCCCGGCUGUGGGGUCCAUCAGGGGCCUGGGGUGGUUCUGGAUCCGGCUGUACUACAAGCUCUCUACACGCCAUAUGCCAAGUUCAUGGGCGAGUCCAGCGAGAUCCAGUGGCAUUGGAGCAGGAA